This is a messenger RNA of Ricinus communis (castor bean), 2025 nucleotides long. Its product is annotated as lecithin-cholesterol acyltransferase-like 4. The record is from RefSeq and is a predicted model, not a curated record. The transcript has 11 exons. Gene Ontology annotation, molecular function: glycerophospholipase activity. The coding region runs from base 244 to 1857 and encodes 537 amino acids. Lineage: Eukaryota; Viridiplantae; Streptophyta; Magnoliopsida; Malpighiales; Euphorbiaceae. Gene Ontology annotation, biological process: lipid metabolic process.
CUAACACUCUCCUCCUCGUCAGCAGAUAACAUGCCGGCUACAGCUUCCGUGUUCCAGUCGAAAAAGAAAAGGAAAAAAGAAAGCCUGGCUUCACGCUGCCUUCUGGAAAAAAAAAAAGGGCCUAAUUCUAGAAUCUCUGUUCUAUUAUUUAUUUAUUAAUUUAUUUCUGUAAAUAAGAUUUUAAUAACUUUCGGAAAUAGCCAUCAUCAGAACCCCCAAUUAUCAGUGUAUUUAAUUUUUGAUAUGGCGGUGUUGUUAGAGGACAUUGUGCAAUCGGUGGAGUUAUGGUUGAAGCUGAUAAAGAAGGCGCAACCUUAUGUGGAUCCGAAUCUCGACCCGGUUUUAUUGGUUCCGGGUAUCGCUGGUUCGAUUCUGCAUGCAGUCGACGAUAACAGUGAUAAAAGCGUUGAAAGGGUUUGGGUUCGAAUUCUCAGAGCCGAUUACAAGUUUCGUACUAAGCUCUGGUCUCGUUUCGAUCCUUCUACAGGUAAAACUGUGUCAUUAGAUCCAAAAACAAAUAUUGUGGUUCCGCAGGACAGAUAUGGUCUGCACGCAAUUGAUAUCUUGGAUCCUGACCUGAUCAUAGGACGUGAAUGUGUUUUUUAUUUCCAUGAUAUGAUAGUCGAAAUGAUCAAGUGGGGUUUUGAAGAGGGAAAAACUUUAUUUGGGUUUGGCUAUGAUUUUCGCCAAAGCAAUAGGUUGCCUGAGACACUGGAGAGCUUUGCCAAAAAAUUAGAGUUAGUGUAUAAAGCAUCUGGUGGAAAGAAGAUAAACAUCAUAAGCCAUUCUAUGGGGGGUCUUCUUGUUAAAUGUUUCAUGUCCUUGCACAGUGAUAUUUUUGAGAAAUAUGUGAAGAAUUGGAUUGCUAUUGCUGCACCCUUCCGUGGUGCGCCUGGAUACAUUGCAUCAACUUUUCUAAAUGGGAUGUCCUUCGUUGAAGGGUGGGAGCAGAACUUUUUUAUAUCGAAGUGGAGCAUGCACCAACUGCUUAUAGAAUGUCCAUCAAUAUAUGAAUUGAUGGCAUGCCCACAUUUUAAGUGGCAGCACAUUCCUCUUCUUGAAAUCUGGAAAGAAAAACAAGAUAGUGAUGGCAAUUCUCAGAUAAUCCUAGAGUCGUAUCCUCCUAAAGAGAGCAUAAAUGUUUUUAAAGAUGCUCUUUCAAGUAACACGGUCAAUUAUGAGGGUGAGGAUGUCCCUCUACCUUUCAAUGUAGAGAUCUUGAAAUGGGCUAAUGAAACACACAGGCUGUUAUCUUCUUCUAAAGUUCCUUCUCAAGUUAAAUUCUACAACAUAUAUGGGAUCAACCUUGAGACUCCGCACAGUGUUUGCUAUGGAAGUGAGGAGGCACCUGUCACAGAUGUUCAGGAACUGCGCUUUUUCCAGCCCACAUAUGUAUGUGUUGAUGGUGAUGGAACAGUUCCUGCUGAGUCAGCUAAGGCAGAUGGGCUGAGUGCAGAAGCAAGGGUUGGCAUCCCUGGUGAGCACCGGGGAAUUCUUAGUGAUCAUCACUUGUUUAGAAUUCUCAAGCACUGGCUGAAGGCAGGGGAUCCAGAUCCUUACUAUAACCCAAUAAAUGAUUAUGUAAUUUUACCAACUGCUUUUGAAAUUGAGACGCACAAAGAGAAAGGCGUACAGGUUACAUCACUCAAGGAGGAAUGGGAAAUCAUCUCAGGUGAUAAAGAUGAGAUUGACAAUAUGGCCGACAGAAGCCCUGUCGUGAGUUCAAUAUCUGUUUCUCAUGGGGGGGAUGGAAAAUCGCAGCGGGAAAAAGCAUAUGCCACAGUGGUUGUUCAUCCUCAGAAUGAGGGUAAGCAACACAUUCAGCUAAGUGCUGUUGGUCUGUCUGUUGAUUCAUGAAGUUGAAUUGUAUUCGAGAUGGGCAUGUAAAUAUUGUAUGUAUAUGAGUAAUAUAUACUGGUAACUGCAAUUUGAUGAUUUGUAAUUACCGUCUACUUGUACAGGAAGCGAUAGUAGUAAAGUUGUUUUGAACUGUUUGAAAUAUAAAUAUAUUCCCAGAAGAUAAUA